Molecule: messenger RNA, 1707 nt
Organism: Lingula anatina
Lineage: Eukaryota; Metazoa; Brachiopoda; Lingulata; Lingulida; Lingulidae
Product: mitochondrial tRNA-specific 2-thiouridylase 1-like
Biological process (GO): tRNA wobble position uridine thiolation
Cellular component (GO): mitochondrion
Molecular function (GO): sulfurtransferase activity
Source: RefSeq, a predicted model, not a curated record
UUCAAGGUCAAAAUAAGAUGCAACAACGUGUGUUCUGUAGUAAGCCUGGAUUUACAUAAAACCAUGAGCACAUUAAUACGAAGAGUUGCCUGUGGCAUGUCAGGAGGAGUGGACAGUGCAGUGUCUGCCUUGCUGUUGAAACAGAAAGGUUAUGAGGUUCUAGGUGUAUUUAUGAAGAACUGGGAUGGGAGAGAUGAGACUGGUUUCUGCUCAGCUGAUGAAGACAGGGAGUAUGCCCAGUAUGCCUGCAGUCACCUGGACAUCCCUUUUAUUGAGGUCAACUUUGAGAAGGACUACUGGCAUAAUGUGUUCUGUGAACUUAUAGAAGAAUAUGAAAAUGGCCUGACACCAAACCCAGAUGUUUUAUGUAACAAGCACAUAAAGUUUAACAAAUUCUUCAAUUAUGUCCGAGAUGAGCUUGGGGCUGAUGCAGUGGCCACGGGUCAUUACGCCCAGUCCUCUGCUGGACCUUACCUAGAGAACUUGGACACUAGCAAAGGGGUCAAACUACUCAAAGCAGCAGACACUCUUAAAGAUCAGACAUUGUUCUUGUCGCAGAUAUCCCAGAAGUCCCUGCAGAGGACCAUGUUUCCUCUUGGCGGACUCCUGAAGACACAGGUCAAACAGAUGGCUGUUAGUGCUGGCAUGGAGAAACUGGCACAGAAGAAAGAGAGCAUGGGUAUUUGUUUUAUCGGAAAAAGAAAAUUCCAGUCAUUUUUAGAAGAAUAUAUAGAACCCCGACCAGGAGAGUUCAUAGACAUAGAGACGGGGAAGGUGGUGGGCAGUCACAAAGGUGUCCAGUUCUGGACAGUUGGCCAGAGGUGUCACCUGGGUGGGAUGCCCCAUGCCUAUUAUGUGGCCAGUAUUUGUCCAGAGACACAGCAGAUAUUAGUGGCCCCAGGAAGUGACCACCCAGCCCUGUACACUGAUUUAUUUAAGGCUGGGCCACCCCACUGGAUUCACAGUGAGCCCACACUCUUACAAGCCAUACAUAAACAGGAGUGCGACUACUUAAUCCAAAAAAUGGACUCGCUAACGAGGUGUACGUUAUGGAAGCCUUUUAAUGGACUGGAGGAGCUUGAAGUCCACUGUUCCUGUACUGCCAGGGCUAUAACGCCAGGGCAGUACGCAGUGUUCUAUCUAGGUGAUGAAUGUCUAGGAAGUGCCAAAAUACUAUCAACUGGACCUUCUAUGUUUGACCUUGACAAUGACCCAAAGGAUAAUGACCUUGACCCAGAUAGUCAUGAAAUUGUGGAGAGUCGUGUAUGACACAUUGAUUUUCGAUCUUAAAUUUUUAUAUAUGGAAUUUUGUUUAACUGAGACGUUGGUUGUCAGACUUUUUUUAUAGAUCAAUUUAUUUUUAUUUAAAAAAUAUGGAUGCAAGAUAGAAGGUUUUUCUUUCUCUCUAUCAGGGUCUGUCUGGUAUUGCAUCAUGUGACGUUUAUAAAUUAAACGAAUGAGAAAAAUAUCUAGGUAUAAUAUCCAUACCAAUAAAACCUGCAGGCAGCGGCUGAAAUUACUUUGAUCGCAAAUUUUGAAAAAAAAAAGAAAAAUAUAAAAUCUUAUGGCCCGUUUCAGUGCCAGUUACACUAUCGCAUUGUAAUGAAAUUUGAUAUAACAGUACACUGUUUUAAAUCUUGAAACCAUUAUGUACUGAAUAAUGGGUCCAAGAUUAAAUGGGAUAAUAAAAAAGAGCGGUUUUCAUUA